AUGUCAUCUUUAGAAUGUAUUCAUCGGUUGGAGAUGAAGUCAAGGGAAUUGGGAAAAAUCAAGGGAAGGGAAUUGACUGAUAAAGGGAAAAAUUUUCUUCUAACGCUAACCUUCGAAGAACCAUUUCAUGGUAUCGUCUACAGCGAGAGAGGCUUUCCCAAAUGUGUCUAUGUUAAUGCAUCGGUACUAUCUCAGCAAUAUUACGCUAUUAAGGUGCCACUUGACGGCUGUGAAACAACAAUGAAUGCCGAAGGUAAUCUGGAGAAUACAGUUGUUGUGCAAGAACAAAUAACUUAUUCACAACUGAUUGAUAAGAAAUAUUUAUUAACCUGUAUAGUCACGACUACGAUACCCAGUGCUUUAAAUAAUAUGGCAACGGUGAAUUUUGGCGGUAUAACGAUUGAAAACGACAUUACAACGACUGAUAUUAUAAGUGCUCGCGGUCUAGGUCAAAUACCUCGUUAUAAGGUGCAGUUAGUCCGUGCUGGCCAAAAUAAGCCAAUUGAUAUAAAUACUCCACUCGCUGUUGGUGAUGAAAUAUCAUAUAUUAUUCGAGUACCACGGGUGAAAUCAGAUGCACGUAUCGGUCGUUGUUGGGCAAAAGAUUCGGCUUCAUUUUUGGAAUUGUCUGAUGAUGACGGAUGUAGUCUGCAACUUAAAGGAAACGUUUGGAAUCAAUUUGAGCGACGAGAAGAAGAUGGCGAGCUAAUCUUUCAAAACGAUAUUAAAGCUUGGGCAUUUCCGACAAGGUAA
This is a messenger RNA of Dracunculus medinensis (Guinea worm), 753 nucleotides long. The record is from the annotation of a GenBank genome assembly. Lineage: Eukaryota; Metazoa; Nematoda; Chromadorea; Rhabditida; Dracunculidae.